AUGAAACAAGGCUAUCGCAACCUGUCACAACUGAGUGAGAGUGACGAAGAAACAGUCUUAGAACUGCAGUCCUCGGACGCCGAAAGUUCUUCAGAUGAUGAAAGCGUUUCAAGUGAGAACUAUAUAGCGACUGAAAGCGUUGCAUCUCUGCCUGAAGGGACAUCCUCGACAUGGAAGGCAACAAUGAACUUGUUAAACUUCAUCGAAGGGGUUGGAUUGCUUGCUUUGCCGUAUUCUAUCAAAAAGGGUGGAAUCACGGCUGUGAUAUCACUGUUUUUACUGCCAAUUAUAACCUGGUACGCAGGAAAAGUGUUAGCCGAGAGUUUGUACGACAGCGACGAGAAAAAAGGAAAGAUUCGAGCAAGAUCAACUUGGAAGGAGAUAGGAGACGCGAUAUAUCCUAAUUAUGCAGGUAAAAUUGUCGCGUGGACUCAAGACAUUGGUUUUGUUUUUGUAGCAGUCAGUUAUCUAAUUCUCUGUGGAUCUCUCACCUCCCACGCCCUACCAACAGUACCCCUCUCGCAAACUUCCUGGACUUGCUUCGCUGCACUGCUUAUUCUACCAACAAUGUUUUUGAAAUCUUACUCCCAGAUUGCAUGGCUAAGUACUAUCAGUAUAGUCGCCAUUGGUCUAACUACGGCAAUAACAGUAUGGUAUGGCGUUGAAAAUAUAGAGAAUUGGGAUCCCAGUACCCUCUUGUUUUGGGACUUCGAGGGAGUCUUCAUCUCGCUGGGAAUCAAUUUGGCUAGUUACGGCGUGUCCGAGAUCAUUCCUUCGGUAGAAAAAAGUAUGAAGAAUAAAUCGGACUUUGGAAAAGCGUUGGCUUCGGCAUUUGCUGUAUCAGUUGAAUUAAAGUGA
Porites lobata is the source of this 858-nucleotide messenger RNA. Lineage: Eukaryota; Metazoa; Cnidaria; Anthozoa; Scleractinia; Poritidae. The record is from the annotation of a GenBank genome assembly.